UGGUUUGAAGGGUGCAGAAACAAGAAACAAAUGCACUUCAUGGAGUAAGUCGAGCAAACAACCAUCAGAUAUGUUAUACUCGACUUUUCACAACUGUACUGUUUAGUCCCUCCACACUUUUCCAGACUUUGGACCACUGUUGAAUACAUUUUCAGCACACGACAUUAUAAUAUAGUGUCAUCCCAAAUAUGGUAACCUCUUCGCAAAUGUUGCUUUGUGGUGCCACAUUGCUAUUGGAACGCUCGCGGCUAUUUGGGACAGGACAGGACAGGCCGCGGUUUGACGUCACUUCCUGCCACGUUACGGCGCAUGCGCAGCGGAUGUUUGACGACGUGUACCGGCUGAGUCCAAGUCGUCGCGUCCUCGGAAUAAUCAGCAAAAUCGCAAAAGCCUCGAGUGCGCGACAGCAUGGGAGGUUCGCAGAGCGUGGAGAUCCCGGGAGGCGGCUCGGAGGGCUACCACGUCCUCCGGGUUCAGGAGAACUCUCCGGGUCACCGAGCAGGACUGGAGCCUUUCUUUGACUUCAUCGUCUCCAUCAACAACACCCGACUGAACAAGGACAAUGACACCUUGAAGGACCUACUCAAAGCCAGUGUGGAGAAACCGGUCAAGAUGCUGGUGUACUCCUCAAAGACGCUGGAGCUGCGGGAGUCCACAGUCACACCCAGCAACCUGUGGGGGGGCCAGGGCUUGCUCGGGGUCUCCAUUCGCUUCUGCAGCUUCGAAGGAGCCAACGAGAACGUUUGGCACGUUCUGGAAGUGGAGCCCAAUUCCCCCGCAGCCCUCGCCGGUUUGAGGCCGCACACGGACUACAUCAUCGGCGCGGACACCGUUAUGAACGAGUCCGAGGACCUGUUCUCCUUGAUCGAGAGCCACGAGGGGAAGGGCCUGAAGCUCUACGUGUACAACACCGACACCGACAACUGCAGAGAGGUGGUCAUCACACCCAACGGCGCCUGGGGAGGAGAGGGCAGCCUCGGAUGCGGGAUCGGCUACGGAUACCUCCACAGGAUUCCCACGCGACCUUUCGAGGAGGGGAAGAAGAUCUGCUUCCCGGGAAACGCUUCUGGCGAGCCCGUCGCUCCUCUGAAGGACGGCUUCACCGAGGUCCAGUUGUCGGCCGUGACCCCGCCUCGCAGUGACCCCGCGCUCCCACCCGGCCUUGAAGACUCGCUGUCUGGCCUGUCCAUCAGCACAGCCCCGCCCCCCACCAUGCCGAGCGAGCUGCAGACGGGUCUGCCCACCGUCCCUCUGCUGCCCUCGUCCGGCCCAUCCCUCAGCCCCCUCGCGCCCCUGAAUCCUGCCACGGCCAGCUUCAACCCCGCCACCACGUUACCAGGCUUGAUGCCCCUCCCGGCUGGCUUGCCUCCGCUUCCCCACCUUCCCAAUCUCAACCUGCCGCUCCCGGACCUCGGCGCCAUCUCACUAGCGGGCAGCGGCAACUUAAUGCCGGCCGGAACCGCGGUUCCUCCUCUGUCGGCUCCCCUCAACAUCCCCGGCCUGGGGCCUCUGCCCCCUUUGCCCGCCAUGCUGCCCUCCCAGCUGACUCCCCUCCUGCCUAAGGGCGGCGCCCCCGUUCUGCCCGCUUCCGCCGCCGCGACGUCCGCGGGCGACGCCGCAAACGUGACGGAACUGCGGCCUCCCGCGGCGACGACGCCCGCAUCCUCGUAACCUGCGAACGCGUAUCGCUGUUAAACCAUCCGACCAAAACACACGGCCCGUUUUCUCUUUCCUCUCUCGUUGGUCUUUCUCCGUUCGGUUUUCUAUUUAUUCGGCCGAGAGGGCCAGGCCGCACCCGGUCCGAGAUUCCGGGCCGGAACACGUCUCGGUAAAGCGAGCGUCGCGUCGUCGCGUUGCAGUGGAGCGGGUCGCGCUGCAGCUUGCCUUCAAUAACUCUUCACUUUGCCAUUGACUUCUGUGACUUCAUUUUUUGAUUGUAUUUUUUUUUUGCCCCCCCACCUUUCUGCUGUGUCAUUUCUUCUGUUUUAAGUUUGAGCACGUGCUCCAGAAUUCACUGAAGUAUUCAUUCAAUCUCCUUUUUUUUAAUUUCCAUAAUAUAUGGGCAAACGAGCCUUUCGUCGUCGUCAGCCGUGCGGCCUAACACAGAAAACGCAAAUCCGCGAGUGUUCUACUAAUCUUGGGACGUUCAUUGUACAAGGUGAAUUUAUAUAAAAUGCUCCAUAAUUAAGAAUCUCUGUGCAGCCUUGCUUUGCUGACUUCACAAGCCGAAUAUCGUCCAAUUGUGUUGGUUCUCGACACGCACUGAAAUAUUUCAGUCUCAAGAAAUGUUGAGUAUUAGCGUACUCAAAAAGAUUUGAAAUAUAGAAGUGAGGUAGGAAUUUGCCUUGUGAAGUGUAUUGUCCGUACAUUUCUACAAUUGUAUGCGAGAUUCACUUUUUGUUUUGAACUACUGAACUCGAUGAUGAAUUUGAGACGUCCCAGCACACUGCAAAAAUGCAAAAUCUUACAGUGAAUUUCUUUCUUUCUUUGAGGGAAAACAUUUGACGCUUGGAACUUUUUGUCUACAUUUUCAGCGAGAUAAGACUUGGAUCUUCUUUUUAAGAAUCUUAUCAAGUCCAGUCCAUUGGGGUUUGGUGGAUUUUCAUGACAUUUUUUUUUCACUCGAGACAUUUUGUCCCUGAAAUAACUUAAACGUCUGCCAACUAGAACUUCUUAAUGUAACAUUUUGUUUCAAACGAGUCUUUUGUCCAGCUGCACAUUUAUCCAAAACGAAGUCAGAACUGCCUUCAAAUAAAUAACGGUGAAGGUGUUUUCACCAAGAAUUCGCUGAAGACUUUGGGUUUGAGUUGCUCCAAAGAGGUUGUCAUUGAUGACCAUUACAGUGUGAUUGUUUUUUUUUUUUUGAAUUGUUAUUUUGAAAUGCUUUUUUUAUUUUUUUUUAUGUACAGUCUAGCUAGCGUCAAAGUCUGCUCGCAUGCGUUCCAUGCACAGCUGUGACGUGCUCAGGAGCGACUCGAUUCAAUCCGUUCCACCGAGUUACAAGUUCCGCUGGUUAGCCACAAGAUGUCACUGUAAACAAUGAAACUGAACGGAUCUCCGCCGGUAUGCCGAGUGCAAGCAAUAAAGCCAAACAAAUGUU
Molecule: messenger RNA, 3100 nt
Organism: Phyllopteryx taeniolatus (common seadragon)
Lineage: Eukaryota; Metazoa; Chordata; Actinopteri; Syngnathiformes; Syngnathidae
Gene: gorasp2
Product: golgi reassembly stacking protein 2
Exons: 10
Coding region: 409-1671 (420 amino acids)
Biological process (GO): Golgi organization
Cellular component (GO): Golgi apparatus
Molecular function (GO): protein binding
Source: RefSeq, a predicted model, not a curated record